AUGGCGGAGGCUGUGGUAGGGCAGGUGGUGGUCAAGCUAAGCGCGGCGCUGGCAAAAGAUGGGCUGACAUUUGGCAUAAAACUGCUAUGGAAGGAAGCCUCUGCCCUCAAUGGCCUCUUCAGCAAGAUCCGUGACUCCAAGGUGGAGCUGGAGAGCAUGCAAGCCUACUUGCAGGAGGCGGAACGGUUCAAGGACACCGACAGGACAACCGCCAUCUUCGUCGGAGAGAUCAGGGGCCUCGCCUUCCAGAUUGAGGAUGUCGUUGACGAGUUCACCUACAAGCUGGAGGAGGACAAACAUGGAGGUUUCGCCGCCAAGAUGAAGAAGAGGCUCAAGCAUAUCAAGACAUGGCGCCGCCUAGCGGCCAAGCUCCAAGAAAUCGAUGGCAAGCUGCAAGAGGCCAAGCAAAGAAAGAAGGAUUACUCAGUUGGCAGAUUUGCUUCGGUCGCCAUAUCGAGGAAUCGAGGUCAAGCUCUACAUUUCACCAGGGAUGAGGACCUUGUGGGGAUUGAGGAGAACAGGGACAGUUUGCUACGUUGGCUGACCGUCGGUAGCACCAGUGGUGGUGAUUUGGAGCAGACGAGCAGUAAAGUCACAACGGUAUGGGGGAUGCCCGGUGUUGGCAAAACUACUCUGGUUGCUCAUGUGUACAGCAUCGUGAAAGUGGAUUUCGACGCCGCGGUGUGGAUAACCGUGUCGGACAGUUACCGUAUUGAAGACCUUCUAAGAAAGAUUGCGGCCGAGCUCAGCAUUGGUGUCGCCAAUGUUGAGAUGAGAGGUCUAGCAGAGUCCAUCCAUAAGUACCUUCAAGGCAAAAAGUACAUCUUGGUCCUGGAUGAUGUUUGGAAUGCGCGGUUGUGGACAGAGAUAAGGAAUGUCUUCCCAACUUCCAAUUCUACCGGCCGAUUUGUUCUCACAUCAAGAAAGCAUGAAGUGUCACUGUUGGCGACUAGGGAGUCUGCAAUUCACUUGGAACCCCUACAACCACAUCACUCCUGGGUGUUGUUCUGCAAAGGGGCCUUUUGGAAUGAUGACGACAAAGAGUGCCCGUUGGAGUUGCAGAAAUUGGCCUGGAAGUUCAUAACAAAGUGUCAAGGCUUGCCUAUUGCUAUUACAUGCAUUGGCCGCCUACUCUCUGGCAAACUCCCAACUUUAGUUGAAUGGGAGAAUGUUUACAGGGGUUUGGAUUCACAGUUGGCAAAAGACGUGAUCCCUGAUGUUGAUAUGAUUCUAAAGGUCAGCUUAGAGGACCUUCCAUAUGAUUUAAAGAAUUGUUUCUUGCACUGUGCAUUAUUCCCAGAAGAUUAUGGAUUAAAGAGGAAGAUGAUAAUGAGGCAGUGGAUUGCUGCUGGAUUUAUCAAGGAAAAGGAAGAGAACAGAACCUUGGAGGAAGUGGCCGAGGGAUACUUGGCUGAGCUUGUGAACCGAAGCCUACUGCAGGUAGUUGAGAGCAACCAUGCCGGACGACUGGAAUCCUACCGGAUGCAUGAUGUCAUACGCCUUCUUGCCCUCAACAAAGCCAAGGAGGAAUGCUUUGGUGAAGUUUAUAAUGGCUCUGCUGCUGGGGAAUUCUCCGUAGAUUGUGCACGUCGCAUAUCGGUCCAGGGGGAGAACCUUGAGCAACUGAGACAAUCUGGUGUGACACAUCUCCGCGCACUCCAUGUAUUUGAAUAUAGCAAUGUUGAUUUGUUGAAGCCUAUCCUAACAUCUUCGAAUUUGUUGUCGAUAUUGGAUCUGCAAGGGUCUCGUAUCAAAAUGCUGCCCUGUGAGGUAUUCAGCUUGUUUAAUCUGCGUUAUUUGGGACUUAGAGAUACUGAUAUUGAAAGCCUACCUGAAGCAGUGGGGAGGUUACAAAACUUGGAAGUCUUGGAUGCUUCUGGCGCUAAUCUGACGUAUUUGCCGAACAGCAUUAUAGAACUUAAGAAGUUGAGAUACCUGUAUGCAUAUACUGUUCCUGGUGCAUCAGAGGCAUUACAAAUUUUCAAGGUAGGUGGAGUCAAGGUGCCUAAUGGCAUCCAGCACUUGGCAGGACUGCAUGCUCUUGAGUGCAUCAAAGCCACUCCAGAGUUUCUGUGCGAAGUUAGAGCUUUGACAGAGCUAAGAACAUUCACUGUGUGCAAUGUGAGAAGCGAGCAAUCUGCUGACUUGAGCAAUGCUAUCACUAAAAUGAGCCAUCUUGUUCAUCUUGGAAUUGCUGCUGCUGCUGAGAAUGAGGUGCUGCGGUUUGAAGGGCUAUAUUUACCUCCAGCUCUUUCUUGGCUUGGUUUAGCAGGACAACUGGAAAAGGCAUCAAUGCCUCAGCUUCUCUCUUCUUGGUCACACCUUAGUAGCCUUACUUGCUUGACCCUGGGAUUCUCCAAUAUUGAUGAGGAGACCUUUUCCUGUCUGUGCAUGUUACAUGGUCUACGCUCUCUUGGGCUAAUGAAGGCUUUCGAAGGGAAGAGGUUAUAUUUUUACGCAGGUUCAUUUCCAAAGCUUCGGUUUCUACACAUAUGGGGCGCGGCACAGCUCAACCAAGUUGGAAUAGAGAAGGGCGCAAUGCAAAACCUUGUCAUGCUAUGGUUCAUGUACUGUCCCGAGCUGAAGUUUCUUCCUGAUGGUAUCGAACAUCUUAGGGCCCUUGAAAAAUUACGUCUGGAGGACACAUCAGAAGAGCUGAUAGAGAAACUCCGGCGACAGAGAGAUUCAGAUGAAUGCAAUGGAGAUAUAAUGAAGAUUAACCACAUAAGGAAUGUUACAGUUGAACUGACACGGAAAGGACUAUUUGAAAGGAUUAGGUGA
Messenger RNA from Lolium rigidum, 2781 nucleotides. Its product is annotated as disease resistance protein RPM1-like. The record is from RefSeq and is a predicted model, not a curated record. The transcript has a single exon. The coding region runs from base 1 to 2781 and encodes 926 amino acids. NCBI's taxonomy places the organism in Eukaryota, Viridiplantae, Streptophyta, Magnoliopsida, Poales, Poaceae. Gene Ontology annotation, biological process: defense response to other organism. Gene Ontology annotation, molecular function: ADP binding.